GUGUGGCAGUCUGAUUUGUCUGUAAUGAAAUUUUGUUCUGAAGUUGUCAGGUCAGUAAACUUGCAGUGUUCGAAAUUAACCAUAGACCGAGUCUGUGUCAAAUGACACCGGUCUAUGCCAAUUGUAAAUGGGAUAGACCAAAUUGUCUAUGCCGAUUUUCUAGAUUUAAAUCAAAAAAGUUAUCCCAAAAGUCAUGUCUGAUAAACGUUAUGAGGAAAGGAGGACAUUGUUAUCAAAAUGGUUUUAGAAAAUAUGCUAACUAAGUACAUUAGAAGUAAAUAAUAAUAUUUAAAUUUGUGUUAUUUUUGUUUCAAUGUUGCAGUCUAUGAAAUUCGAUGAAGUAUGUCAUCUUGUUUUGGCAUAGACCCGUGGUCUAUACCAAGUUUUAAACCAAUUUCAAAUACUGUAAAGUGGACAUUAUACAGUUUGUCAAAUAUGUCCUUGUGUUCACUUCAGUUUUGUAUUUUUCCAAGGUCCUAAAGUGGUUCUGAAAAAAGAACCAUUCUCAUUUGGAAAAUAAUCAAAAAUUUCCCUAUUGUCUAGAAAUUUCCAAUUUUGAGACAAUGUAAGGAAUAUAAUUUCUCAAAUGAUUACCUAUUUAUUAUCAAAAUACAGAACAAAUCCUCUAAAAACAAAAACCUCCAGUGAAAGUAUGUCAAUCUAAAAAAAACUUUAGUCUUAACAUUAUCAAUCUAAAAAGAUUUAGACCCUGUCCCAAAAACUAGUGACAUGUGUCCCUGUUGUCAUUUGCCUAGCACUAACUUUGUUUCCCUGUCUUAGACAGUGUCUGUGAAGUUCAAUGGAUUUCCAUAGGAACAUUCUUCCAAAUUUCCAUUAAAUGUUGCUCUGUCUCCAACUUCUAUCUCAAAUACUGCAGUGCAGAUAGAUAAUAAAAGUUGGCCAUUUGUCACAACCACAAUGAAAUUUAUCAAGUGCUUCUGGUUUUGCCUGCGAAGUGUAGUGACACUAGGGGAUUACUGUCCAUCUGUUGCACCAAAGAUCUGUGUUAAAAUUUAGCAUGUGUAUUCCAUGUGUGAUUACUGAAUGUCAUUUAAUGUAAACUACAUAUAUAAUUAACAUUGAGAAUGCAGUUAAUGCAUGUCUUAUAAUACUUAGAAUUUUUUAAAGUGCAACUUAAAGUACACCUUCAAUGUAAGCUACAUGUAACAAGCCUAUUCUUGUCUUGAUAUCUUACUUGGUCAGUAAACGUUAAUUCUAGCUUAAAUGAUUUCAUUGGUAAAUUUAUGAAAUGGCUAUUUGAUUCUUGCACAGCAAUGUAGUGAGUAAUUUUCAGAGCUGAACAUGGCGAGGGACAAACUUGUAGCAUAAUAAAUUUUGCUGUUGGCAGUAUCAUAUGAAAGAUAUAUCAUCAAAAUUUGCACUUAUUUUACCAUCUUGAAAUUUGUCCUUUUAAUUCACUUUUCUGGGACCUUCAGUGUGUAAUUUUAGUUCAAACAGUUUCAGAAUUUGUCCUCGUUUUCCCAUUUAUCAAAAAAAAAAAAACCCAGACAACCUGGCCACAUGUCCUAAGGUGUGGAAAAGAUUUUAAUGUUUAUACUUUAUGUAGAUAAUGGAAUUUGAAAGAAUGAACUUCACAUAGUCCUUGAUAAACUUAUGUCAGUUACCUUUCGGACCUUUGAAAGCAUUUUUUGUUCCAUUUUAGAAAUUGUUUAAUGAUAAUCACAUGCAGGGUUCUCUUUAAGAGCUGACAACUGGCGAUUUCUUGUCCUCUACUUGUGGCAAAUUCACUGCAUACUUUCAAUAAGUCAUUAAAAACUUUUUAUUGAUAAGAGACCUUCUUUCAUUAAAUGGAUUCAUUUUCAAGCAUGAAGGCAAUCUGACUAAAGUACAGACCUGUAUGAUAUAUAUAGGUCUGUACUUAUCAGAUUGAGCAUGAAGAUUUUCUUUUGUUUUUGUUUAUUUGCUGUUUCUUUCAGUCUUUGAAAUUAGUCACUAACCCUGCAAGUGUGCGUGAUUAUGACGAAAAUUGCAAGUAUUCCCCAGAGGUAUAUGUAAUCUGUCGUAAAGCAUGCAUGUGAAUAAAGUACUUGCACUCCGAGGGCACUUGAGACUGAGUCACAUGUACAUUUCUAUAUCAUAUGGAUUCUAAAAGUUGCACACGGAUUACAAUAGGCCGUGAUGUGUACUUGGAUUUCAUGCCUUGUGAUCAAAAGCCUUGGAUGUGCUGAUUUUGUGUGAAAAAUGCCACAGGCAUCCAUAAAUUAAUCUGGAAAACAAAUUGAAAAGUUGAUUGCGAGACAAGCUGAAAACGGUGACUUUGUAAGCUGACCAUUGCACUACCACACCAUGGCCCGGUAUUCUGGGAAAACAUGUCGCCUGCUGACCAUGUUGUCUAUGACAGCCUCAUUCUUCCUGGUGGAGAUUAUUGUAGGGUACAUCACUAACUCCAUUGCUCUUGUGGCCGAUUCCUUUCACAUGCUGUCUGAUGUUGUGGCUCUCAUUGUAGGCUUUGCAUCUGUUAGGAUAUCAAAAUGGCAAACGGAGAAAAAUACAUUUGGGUGGAUCCGAGCAGAAGUUCUGGGAGCGUUGGUAAAUGCCGUCUUCCUUGUGGCUCUCUGUUUUUCCAUUAUGGUAGAAGCUCUCAAGCGAUUGGUUGAAUUUGAAGAAGUGAACAAUCCCAAACUGCUUCUAAUUGUGGGCGGAGCUGGACUUGCCGUCAAUGUUGUAGGAUUGUUUCUGUUUCAUGAUCAUGGUCAUAGUCAUGGAGGGUCAGGCGGUCAUGGUCACAGUCAUGGAGGGUCAAGCGGUCAUGGUCACAGUCAUGGGGAUGAGACAGAGAAAAUGGAGUGCAGUGAAGAAAGUAAGAACUUGGUUGAGAUGACAUCAGAAGAAACCAUGACAACAGAAAUAGUAACAAAAAACGGAUCCGUCAAGCUGGAAAUCGACAACCCCAAAGUUGAAAUUGAGCAAAUCCAAAGGAAGCCGACCUCCAGUUCUCAACUGAACAUGCGGGGGGUAUUUCUGCACGUUCUGGGAGAUGCCCUGGGGUCAGUUAUAGUCAUCAUCAGUGCCUUGAUCAUCUGGCUGUGUGAGGGGGACUGGAGAUUUUAUGUAGACCCAGCCAUGAGUAUCAUGAUGGUCAUCAUCAUUCUAGGAACAACUCUCCCACUUUUGAAAGAGUCCGGUUUUAUUCUACUACAGACUGUUCCAUCUCAUAUAAAUCUUGAUGGUAUUAAAGGAAAAUUAGAAAAGGUUAAAGGAGUGUUAGCUGUUCAUGAGUUUCAUGUAUGGCAGCUAGCUGGCAGUCGGAUCAUAGCCUCUGCCCAUAUAACAUGUAAAGAUUUACACGAUUACUUCACUAUAUCGGAGACUGUGAAAGAGAUUUUUCAUAAUGAAGGGAUCCAUUCCACCACCAUACAGCCAGAGUUUUUACAAAAUCCCCUUGAAAAUGGCAUUGAGAGACAGAUGUCCGAGAGGGACUGUAUUCUAGAAUGUGGACCAGACAAAAAUUGCUACACAGAUACAUGCUGUGGGCAGAAAAGACAGGACUCCAAAAAGAGUAGAAAUGGUGAUUGUCCCAGUCGUGAAGGAAGUGUCAAGGGAAUCAAAAGGUGCAAGUCGGAGCCAAGAACAGCAGUUUUGGAGGAAGUCUAGUGCUAAAUUACAUACUCAAGUUUUUCUUCAUUGUGAAGUCAAAUCGGGGAUAAUUCUGCAAUUUUAAACAAACAACAACAAAAAAUAACCAGACGUGUGAUGAGUUAUUUUACAUGAUUAUUGUAUGAUAUUUUUUACACACUAUAUUGGUGCAAUAAUGUCUUUUAGCAUGUUUUUUUUUAAACUGUUAAUAUUGGGCUUUGACAUUCGUCUUGCUUGUGAAAUAAAUAUUGACCUGGUUAAUUACCACACAGAUGGUUAUCCAUCAUGAAUGCAAUAGACAUAAUGUUGCGUCGUCAACUGCAACUGUGUGCAUCUUUGUUGUAGUUUUGUGGCCCUGUUAGUGAUAGCUCUUACGAUCUGAUUACAAGUAAUGAACAUGUACAGUGUGUAUUGCAGUGAAGGGCGAAAGAGACUACAAAUUUUUAUUGUCAGUAGUUCAUACUGCAUAUCAAGUUUCAUCUCAUGAUUGACACAAAAAGAAAUCCAUGUAACAUCGCUUUAAUGUUCAUUUUGAUGAUAUUUCUGAUGAGGUUGUUUUCAUUUGUCUUAUUUCUCUUUUUACACAGUAUUUGUUGCCAGCAAUCUUCUGGUAAAAUGAUGAACAAAUAAGAGUUUUCGGUGUUUUCAAGCUCAAUAUUGACAAAUACUUUUGAUCAAUUCUUUAAUGAUACAUAACUUUGUCACAUACUGUAAAUUCCAUGCAUACAGUUAGAAGUGGAGAGAAUACUUUGUUAGCAUAAAGUACGGGUAAUCAUGGGUAUGUUACAAAGAAAUCCCAUGUUAACAGUUUAUGUGUGUGUACUGAAAAUGCUUAUAUUUGUUGUAUUUGACCCCGUUUAUUAUGUACAGUUCAUGGUGGAUACAAAAGAAUCUAAAAAUCCUGUCUGGAUGUAAGCACAAAUUGUCAAAACUUUCUACUUGUAAAACUUUUACAUGACUUCAAAGUUAAGGGCAAUGACUGCAGGCAACAUUUUUCCUUGAAUCACUCUAGUUGGUAGAAUAGAAUCAUAUUUAUAUGACACAAAGAAAUUAUGAAAGGAAAAGUUUCAGGUACAAAUGUACAUUCAUUUUACACUUGAUGUUGAAAUAUAAGACCAACUGCCAAAAUUCACGAAGUAAAGUAUUGUUUUUGCAAGGUUUCAAGGUAUUUGGCAUUACAAUUCUAAUAAAUUGUUAUUAUGACUGGCAAAUCAGAAUUAGGUACUGGUAUAUCAAUUGUAUUAUAUAUAUGUUCAGGGUUUUAACCUUGACAAAAAAUGGAUUGUUUCUUGUAUAUUUUUAUUCGUAAUUAUAUUUCUGUACUUUUAUUUAAAAAUAAGAUACAUUAUUGAUGUAUGUUUAUAUAUUUGAAAUUCCAUAUGUAUCGUAAUGUUUUGGUUAAAAGAUGCUAUUUAAACUUGUGAACGAUAAAAAGACACAAACCAACGUCAAA
Ostrea edulis (European flat oyster) is the source of this 5050-nucleotide messenger RNA. Its product is annotated as proton-coupled zinc antiporter SLC30A1-like. Bases 2308 to 3615 code for a protein of 435 amino acids. Gene Ontology annotation, biological process: zinc ion transmembrane transport; detoxification of zinc ion; intracellular zinc ion homeostasis. Gene Ontology annotation, molecular function: zinc ion transmembrane transporter activity. NCBI's taxonomy places the organism in Eukaryota, Metazoa, Mollusca, Bivalvia, Ostreida, Ostreidae. The transcript has 10 exons. The record is from RefSeq and is a predicted model, not a curated record. Gene Ontology annotation, cellular component: membrane.